AUGUCCAGAGUGUUCACUACCAGCCUCCGCUGCCGGUUGCCCGUCUUGCUGUUCCUCUUCCAAGGAGCCCUGCUGGGGUUUUUCAUCCUCUUCGUGACGUACGAUGAGCACACAGAUGCCGCCGCCCAGCCUGCCAACUCUGACCCAGCUGCCAACCAGCUCUACGUCAUCUUCCCCCUCUUCCAGGACAUCCAGUUGAUGUUGCUGGUGGGGCUGGGCUUGCUGUUGGCCUUCAUGAAGGGCUAUGGGGUCAGCGCCAUAUCCUACAACUUCCUGCUGGCCAACUUCGCCACGCAGUGGGCCCUGAUCGUACAAGGCUUCGUACACCACCGCCACCAUGGGAAGAUCCACCUUGGCCUCUACAACAUCCUCACUGCUGAAUUUGCGGCAGUGACCAUCCUAAUCUCAGCCGGGGCCAUCAUGGGCCGGACAAGUUCCGUCCAGCUUCUUCUCAUGGGCUUCUGCGAAAUCCCCCUCUACGUGGCCUGCGAGUGGCUAAUCGUGAGCUACUUUCGAGCUGUGGACGUGGGUGGAACCAUCACUCUCCACAUCUUUGCUUGCUAUUUUGGGUUGGGUGCCGCCAUUGCUCUGUACCGGCCAGGGCUGCAGCUGGGACAUCCAAAGGAGACUCCCUCUUACAUCUCUGAUCUUCUGUCUUUGGUGGGAACCAUGUUCCUUUGGGUGUUCUGGCCCAGUUUCGUGGCUGUCCUUGCCCAACCAGGGCACGCCCAGCACAGGGCUGUUCUCCACACGUGGAUUACUCUCAGUGCCAGUGCCUUGACCUCCUUUGCAACCUCCAGCCUCCUGGAGAAGAAGGGUAAGCUGAACAUGGCCCACCUGCAGAACGCCACGUUGGCAGGAGGAGUGGCCAUUGGUGCCGUGGCAGACAUGCUCAUUACUCCCUCCGGAGCCUUUGUCCUGGGCAUCCUUUCGUCUCUGGCCUGUAUCCUUGGCUUCAAAUACCUGACACCAUUUUUGUCCACCAGAGUCCACAUCCAGGAUCAAUGUGGCAUCCACAACCUUCAUGGCUUGCCGGGCAUCAUUGGGGCCAUGAGUGGAAUUAUGGCCAUCUUGCUAGUACCGGAUGAGGCCUAUGGACUCCAGCUUCACCAGGUCUUUCCUCCACGUGCUCCACCACUAGGAAAUAUCACCCUGGAGGCAACUUCAGUUGGGGAGAAAUUGGUAAGGGAUGCCUCCCAGCAGGCGCUCUACCAAGCUGCUGCUCUUGGUGUCUCGUUCCUCGUGUCUCUUGUGGGAGGCUACCUCGCCCAGCCACCAGACAAAUUCUGUUUUGAUGAUGCCCUUUAUUUUAAGAUCCAGGAGCCGGUGGAGACCUUGAGUGUUGAUUGGACAAGCGGAGACCUCCAGGUACCACUGAAAGACAAAGCUUGAUAGGAAGAAGGGGCAAAUGUUCACAU
This is a messenger RNA of Elgaria multicarinata webbii, 1418 nucleotides long. Its product is annotated as ammonium transporter Rh type A-like. Gene Ontology annotation, biological process: ammonium transmembrane transport; ammonium homeostasis. The record is from RefSeq and is a predicted model, not a curated record. Bases 1 to 1392 code for a protein of 463 amino acids. NCBI's taxonomy places the organism in Eukaryota, Metazoa, Chordata, Lepidosauria, Squamata, Anguidae. The transcript has a single exon. Gene Ontology annotation, cellular component: plasma membrane. Gene Ontology annotation, molecular function: ammonium channel activity.